AUGGCCCCCAACCUCAAGCGCACUCAAAAUGUUCUCCAAACUGUUGACUUGGAUCUUAUCCAACCAGUCAAGGCAGGAUUCCCUACACUCACAUCGGAAGUUGCACACCAAUCUGAAAAUGUCACUGUCCAGACACCGCAACAAGACAGCAGCAGCUACUGGGAAUGGUCCGCAGAGAACGACGCUGAAAUCAACAAGCUUAUUGAUGAGCAAAGCCUCUCGGCUGAUCACAUCGUUGCCAACAUUCUAAGGCAAGCAGCAGCUCCUGCGUCUUCCACUUUGGCUGCAAAUGAUCAAUACUGGGACUGGUCUCACGCCAAAACGGAAAGCGUUGACUACUGGAACUGGCCAUCCAACGAUGACGAACAACAAGGCUCAAUAGGAGCGGCUAUAGACAGCGACUCCUACUGGGCAUGGUGA
Molecule: messenger RNA, 420 nt
Organism: Cylindrotheca closterium
Lineage: Eukaryota; Bacillariophyta; Bacillariophyceae; Bacillariales; Bacillariaceae
Source: the annotation of a GenBank genome assembly